Molecule: messenger RNA, 501 nt
Organism: Candidozyma auris
Lineage: Eukaryota; Fungi; Ascomycota; Pichiomycetes; Serinales; Metschnikowiaceae
Product: SUMO-targeted ubiquitin ligase complex subunit SLX8
Exons: 1
Coding region: 1-501 (166 amino acids)
Source: RefSeq, a predicted model, not a curated record
AUGUCCUAUGUCAUCCACAUCUCCUCAGACGAAGAAGAGGAUGACGAGGUUCAGCUCUUAGAGUUCCGCAAGCGCACUCAGGAGCUUAUAGAUCAGGCGCCUCCGAAAAUUGUCAAGAAGCUCAACGAAGCUGAAUGCCCGAUCUGCUUCGACACUGUCACCAACGCAACCACCACCUUCUGUGGCCAUGUCUUCUGCUUGGAGUGUCUUCAGCAAAGCAUAGCUGCCUCUUCAGCGCAGGGCCAAACAAGGGGGAAAAGGGGCGUUGGGUUGUGCCCGAUGUGUAGAAAACAGACGGCUUUCAAGGAUGCCUUGGUGCUACGGCUACGUACUGGACCCAAGGUGGAGCCACCAAAAGAUAAGAUCGACAACAAUGAUCUGGCUGGUGAAGAAGAUAUUUUUAUUGACACCACGAACCUUAUGAGGGGUGUGAAGCGGAAACACACUGAUGAUGAAGAGGAGGAGAAGCCGAAUGACGAGGUGGGUUUAUUUGUGGAGUGA